AUGGGGUGUAGGAGAAGGGAACCGAUUCAAUGCAACCCGAACGCGGUCUUCCGCGCAAAAACAUUAAACCGGAAUCCACCAAUUGUCAACAUGUUCAUCGUCGUUUUGCGAAUGUCUGGGGCUGGGGGAUCAUUUACAACUGGGAACACUGCGCAAGAGAUGGGUUUUGAUCAUGUUCCCGAAUGUUAUGUGGUUUCGCCUUCGAAAACUUCGAGCUCGGAUGCCGACGGAGUUCGAGUUCCGACCGUCGAUAUGUCUCGACUGAGACGGAAUGGCGAAGAACGCUCCGUCACCAUCAAAGAGCUCGGUGAGGCUUGUCGUUGCAGGGGGUUCUUUCAAGUCCGCCCCUGGGUUGUGAACCAUGGGAUUCGCCAAUCGAUUCUUGAGGCGGCGGCAGGUUUCUUCAAUCUGCCGGCCAAAGAGAAGCUUAAGUUCAAGUCCAGCGAUGUUUAUAAGCCCGUUAGAUACUCGACGAGCUUGAAAGACGGGGUUGACAAGGUCCAGUUUUGGAGAAUCUUCCUAAAGCAUUAUGCACAUCCCUUGGAUGCCUGAAUCGAUUAAUGCCCCGAUAACCCGCCUCACUACAGAUGGGGGAAAUAUUGUGCAGAAGUAAGGAAACUAACCUUGGAACUGAUGGGAACAAUGAUAGAGAGCCUUGCAAUAAGCCCAAAUCACCUAAGCCAAAAACUUGAACAUGGAAUGAAAGUGAUGGCAGUAAACUGUUACCCGCCAUGCCCCGAACCGGACACCGCGCUCUGGUUGCCGCCACAUUCGGAUUACUCAUGCUUAACCAUCAUCCUCCAAAACUCAACCGGCCUCGAAAUCUUGGACGUCGACAACGACGGCAACGGGAUCGUUGUCCCGGAGAUUCGCGGUAUGUUACAAGUCCAUGUAGGUGACCAUUUCGAAGUGCUAAGCAAUGGGAUAUACAAGAGUGCGGUCCAUAGUGCUACACUGAACAGUGAAAUGACUAGGAUUUCCAUUGCAAGUUUACAUAGUUUGGGAAUGGAUGACAAAAUGAAAGCAGCUGAAGAACUUGUGGAUGAACAAAAUCCCAGGAGAUAUAGAGAAAGCAGCUUCAGUGAAAGUAGCUUGAAAGAUUAA
This is a messenger RNA of Hibiscus syriacus, 1104 nucleotides long. Its product is annotated as flavanone 3-dioxygenase 3-like. The transcript is spliced from 4 exons. The record is from RefSeq and is a predicted model, not a curated record. Lineage: Eukaryota; Viridiplantae; Streptophyta; Magnoliopsida; Malvales; Malvaceae.